Molecule: messenger RNA, 1165 nt
Organism: Plectropomus leopardus (leopard coralgrouper)
Lineage: Eukaryota; Metazoa; Chordata; Actinopteri; Perciformes; Serranidae
Source: RefSeq, a predicted model, not a curated record
CGGUCAGUGUUCAGUCAUUUCAGUUUGCGUGAGGAUGAGGAUGAAGAUCUGCCUGCUGGCUUUACUGCUGGGCUGUAAUGUCACUGCAGAAAUACUCCAUGAAAUAGUCAAAGAAAGGACCGCAGUCUCUCUGCGCUGUCCUCACUCUGUGAGCGGAGACACGACGUGGAGCAGAGAGACUGAUGGAAACAAGUUUGACAUAUUGACAGUUGCUGGCGACGGGGAGAUAAAACACAUUUCUGAUCCGGGCAGACGAUACAGUUCGGUGGCAGAUAAGUCUCUAGCCAUUAGACGAGUUACCACCUCAGACUCUGGAAGAUAUUUCUGUAACAAUGAAGCAGCUGUGGAGCUGACGGUGAUCCCAUCAGGAACAAUCAGACGUGAUGCUACAGAGGGGACCAGCAUCAAUCUCACAUGCCCUCAUGAUUUUGGAGGAUCAGGUCCAACAUGGAGCAGAGGCUCUGGUGACAUACAGCAACAAAAAAGUUUUUAUGUUUCACCUGUUGACAACACUCUGAUUAUAACAGCUGUGGAGCUUGGACACUCUGGACUUUACUACUGUGGUGGAAAACCUGCCGUGUAUCUGAAUGUGACCAAAGGUACCUCGACACCCAAAACAGCACCAACAACAAAGGCUGCAACUACAACAUCCUCAACAGCGAGCCCUACACCCACAAAAAAACAAACAUCAGCAGCUCCAACAUCAACUGCUGCAGCACCAACUCUGAAAAAUACAGGAGACAAAAAGUCACCGACGACAACAACAACAACAACAACAACAACAACAGCAGCAACAGCAAUAGCAACAGCAACAGCAAUAGCAACAGCAACAGACGCAGUAAAUAACGGAGAACAUGCACCACCUCUUGCUUUGCUGUCCGGAAUAAUCUCCUUCUUCCUCCUCGUCAUCAUCAUCAUCAUCAUCUACUGUGCUCGAAGACGCAGGUUUAAAAGACAAGGAGGCGAUGAAAGAUGCCCCGUCUAUGCCGAGAUACAGGAUGUAUUCGUGUUGCAGCCCACAAAUGGAGGACAAAGCAUGGCCACAUACUGCAUGGCAGAGUUCCCAGCUGGAUCAAACAAAAAUGAUCCUACGUACUCGACCAUUCCCGAUCUUCCUCCAGUGGAGAAGAAAACCGGUAAGGACAGAGCUCUUAUCAGCAUUUGA